AUGGCUGGAGCUUUCAUCGGUGCUAUCGUAGAACUGGCACUGUCCAAGGCUAUCUCCAUCAUUGAGAAGCAGAUCAACCUCGCAUGGGGUUUUCAGGACGAGCUAAACAAGCUACGCGCCUCACUAGAUAUGGCUUUAGCUUUCUUGCGAGAUGCCGAAAGGAGGCAAGUUGAUAUCUCAAAAGUUGAACCACAAAUGGCUGGAGCUUUCAUCGGUGCUAUCGUAGAACUGGCACGGUCCAAGGCUAUCUCCAUCAUUGAGGAGCAGAUCAACCUCGCAUGGGGUUUUCAGGACGAGCUGAGCAAGCUACGCGCCUCACUAGAUAUGGCUCUAGCUUUCUUGCGAGAUGCCGAGAGGAGUCAAGUUGAUGGGCUUGUCAAAGUUUGGUUGAGGCAGCUUGAAGAUAUUGCUUACGAAGCGGAUGAUGUGUUGGAUGAGCUUGAUUAUGAAGAUCUUCGAAGUAAGGUGGACACAAGAAAGAGAAGAAAGGUCAGCAACAUCUUUUCCUUCUUCAAAAAUCCCAUGGCUGAAAAGGUUAAGAAAAUUAACCUACGUAUGGAUGAAAUUAAUGAUCGGGCCUUCAAACUUGGACUCCAACAUGGAGUUCAAAAUGUGCCUCCCAUAUUUAGUGGAGUAGGAAGCACCAACUCCUUCGUUGACUCAUCACGAGUUGUUGGGAGGGAAGCUGAUAUCUCAAACAUAGUUGAUCUAUUGAUUGGCUCAACCACUCAACAAACUUUCUCAUUAGUAUCCAUAGUAGGCAUGGCGGGCUUGGGGAAAACUACUUUAGCACAGUCCGUAUGCAAAAAUGAGAAAGUAAAGAAUUGUUUCAAUAAAAUAGUGUGGGUGUGUGUGGCUGAAAAUUUUGAUGUCCGAAGGAUUUUACAGGAGAUGUAUGAAUCUCUUACUAAGAAACCUUGUGGCAUGAAAAAUGAGGAUGCUGUACUUCAGGAAAUACAAGAAGAGUUGAAAGGGAAAACCUAUCUUCUCGUUCUUGAUGAUGUGUGGGAUGAGAAUUUUAAAAACUGGGAGGACUUAAGGGGUAGAUUGCUGGGAAUAAAUGGAAAUAAACAAAGUAGGAGUAGCAUUCUUGUCACAACUCGUGUCGAAAAUGUUGCAGUGGUAAGGGAAACACCUCAAGGAAAUAGGUAUUUUCUUGAGUCACUAAAAGAUGAUGAGUGCUGGGCUAUAAUAGAAAAAAGAGCAUUCCAAAACUCUUUAAUAUCUCCAGAAUUGGAAGAUAUCGGGAGGGUUAUUGCUAAAAAAUGUAGAGGUGUCCCAUUGGCGGCAAAUGUUAUAGGGGGAACAAUGUGCAACAAUCAAAAUAAAGAUGAGUGGGUGAAAAUCAGAGAUAGUCCUCAUUGGGGUUCUCUAGAAAAUGAUAAAGCGAUUUUAGAUGUUUUGAAAUUAAGUUUUGAUCGCUUGUCUUCCCCAUCUUUAAAGCAAUGUUUUGCUUAUUGUUCUAUUUUUCCUAAAGAUUUCCGCAUCCAAAAGGAGCAAUUGAUCCAGCUUUGGAUGGCGGAAGGCUUUCUUCAACAAAGUUCCCAGCUGGCAUUUGAGGAAACUGGUAAUGAGUACUUCAAUCACUUGUUAUCAAAGUCCUUAUUGCAAGACGUGGAGAUUGAUGGAUAUGGGUGCAUUACAACAUGCAAGAUGCAUGAUUUAGUUCAUGAUCUUGCACAAUCCAUUUCAAAUGCACAAACCAAUUCCACUCAUUAUAAUUCUCAUGAAAAUGUCCAUGAUAUUGGUGUGAGACUGUGUCGUUCCUUGUUCUUGAAAACUAAUGCUUCCCACAUUGAAUGGAAAUUCGAAGGCUUACGGGUUCUUAAUUUUCGUGAUGCUGACAUUGACUCCUUGCCAGAUUCGAUUGGUAGACUAAUACAUUUGAGAUAUUUAGAUAUCUCAAGAACUCGCAUAAGCAGACUACCUGAAGCCAUUACCCAGCUCUACCAUUUGCAGACAUUAAGAUUGCUGACUGACAUACCACAUCGUUUUAAUCCUCGGCUUGAAAAACUUCCUGAAGGAAUGAAAAAUUUAGUUAGCUUGAGGCAUUUAUAUAUCGAUCAUCGAAGUCAUGUUCCUGUUGAGAUUGGAUGUCUAACUAGUCUUCGUACUUUGCCAGUAUUUGAUGUCGGCACAGAAAGUGGACUUGGAAUUGGAGAAUUGGGAUGUUUAAGUAAACUUGGAGGAACAUUGGAGAUAUUAAAUCUCCGGAAUGUUAGAAACAAAGAAGAAGCAAGGGGAGCAAAGCUAUGGGAGAAGGAGAAAUUACUCAAGUUAGAAUACCAAUGGAACUGGGAAAGGGAAGGUUGCAGUAGCUUUGAGGAAGUAUUGGAAGGGUUUGAAGGUUGCAAUAACGAUAAGGAAGUAUUGGAAGCGUUGGAACCUCACUCGAAUUUGAAAAGCUUAACUAUUGAGGCUUAUAAAGGAGGGCAUUUCCCGUCAUGGUUGGUAAGGAGUAUUAGUGGUUCAAGUGCUUCUUUUCAACCCAUCAAUUUGGAGGACUUGACACUAUUCGAGUGUUGGAAUGUAGAGAACCUUCCAAUUCUUGGGCAAUAUCCCAAACUCAAACGUCUUACAAUGGGAAAUUUAUAUAAUUUGAGGAGCAUAGAAUGCUCAGAAGUGGAGCCAACAUUUCCUUCUCUAAAAGAGUUGAAAAUUGGCUUAUGUAAUAAGCUAAGCAGCGUUCCAAUAAUGAGUAGAUUUUCUUCUCUUGAGGAACUUGAUAUCAAUGGUUGCGGGGAGUUAAGUUGGACCGGUGAUACACUAUUUCCCUCUACUCUCAAAAAGUUGUCAAUAUGCUGGUGUUCAAACUUAAGGUUCAUUCCAAGUGUUGAGGGUGGUAUCUCUUCUCUUCAAGAGCUUGUCGUGGCGGAAUGUGACAAAUUAUGUAAAAUAGAAGAGGGACUAGCCUCCACAUGUCUAAAACAUGUAUGCAUUAGUGGAUGCAAGGGAUUAACAAGUCUACCAACUGGAUUGCUUGCCUGUACUUCUCUUGAGUAUUUGUCCUUGGGCAAUUGCACAAAUCUGGAGUCAAUUCCAGGAGAGAGCAUUGACUGCCUUACCCGUUUGAAGGAAUUGGAAUUGGGUCCCUUCUCAGAAGAGCUUGAGGAAUUUCCACUUCUCAAUUCCAUCCACAGCGUCCGUUCUUCCCUUCAACACUUGAGUUUGAAUGGAUGGGAAAAACUAAGCUCUCUGCCGCAUCAACUUCAACACUUCACCGCACUUGAGAGAUUAUACAUUUCGAACUUCAAUGGAGUGAUAGCUUUGCCAGAGUGGUUGGGAAACCUCUCCUCUCUUCGACUAUUAUUCAUUUGGCAUUGCGUGAAUCUAAGGCGUCUGCCCUCUAAGGAAGCCAUGCAACGCCUCUCCAAUUUACAGGAGCUUUCUAUCUAUAUUUGUCCGCGAUUAAACAAAAUGGCCGAGCUGUCCAAGAUCUCCAACAUUCCAAAAACCUACGUUAAUUGA
Durio zibethinus is the source of this 3468-nucleotide messenger RNA. Lineage: Eukaryota; Viridiplantae; Streptophyta; Magnoliopsida; Malvales; Malvaceae. The record is from RefSeq and is a predicted model, not a curated record.